This is a messenger RNA of Solea solea (common sole), 2816 nucleotides long. RefSeq names its product CTD (carboxy-terminal domain, RNA polymerase II, polypeptide A) small phosphatase like 2a (gene ctdspl2a). Gene Ontology annotation, molecular function: phosphoprotein phosphatase activity. The transcript has 13 exons. The record is from RefSeq and is a predicted model, not a curated record. The coding region runs from base 222 to 1646 and encodes 474 amino acids. Lineage: Eukaryota; Metazoa; Chordata; Actinopteri; Pleuronectiformes; Soleidae.
CUUGCGCAGCACCAACGUUAUAUUUGUGAUGAGGCGGGAAAUGGCGUCCACGGACAAGGUUUAUCUGUAAUUAGCCACUGAGCGUCAGGUACCGCUGACAGCGACAACCACGACCCGACCUCUAUCGGUGGGUCGUCAGGGUCGCGGGCGUAAGCCGACAACGCUGCAGCAGGCUUUCAACGGCUUCCCGGAUCUUAGACUUUUCUAUGUGACAGUGGAGCAUGAUGAGGCUGAGAGUGCGUAAAGCUCCUCAGCAGCCAAACAUUGGGCGCCAGACCCCCUCAUCCCAGGCCAAAAGGAAACACUGUAAAGUGGAGCCAUCCCCAGUGAGAGGUCGAGGAAAAAUGCAGAAGAACGAAACAGGCCUGCUCUCCACGAUAAAGAAAUUCAUACGUGGAAAUGCUGUCAAGGUGGAGCAGGAGAUUCCUGCCAAGAGGAGUCGUAUUGAAUGCAAUUCUGACAGCAACUUAAUUACUUCAACACCACAGACUAGAGGCCUUUCCAACAAAUCAGUCUCCAGGGUUUGCCAAAAAAGUCCAAAUAAAGACAUUAUGACCUGCAACAGUAAACCAAUUAAAUCAAACAGUAUGCUCGACACUCCUGGUGAGGCAGCAAGCAGCCCACCACGCACCACUCUACUUGGAACCAUCUUCUCUCCAGUCUUUAACUUCUUUUCACCAGCGACUAAAACUGCCACUCCUGGCUCAGACUCUCCUGGCCAGGCGAUGGAGGCAGAGGAAAUCAUGAAGCAGCUGGACAUCGAGCAGGCAGAAGAAAUGCCAAGCAGCACUCUCACAUCCACAGAGGACAUCACUCCAUGUCACGUUGACCUGAUGUUGCCACCGAGGCUUCAGAUCACAUCCGAUACAUCCGUAGAAGAAGGAGAGAUUGUCACUGAAACUGACAUGCCCCCAUUAACAGCUCCUGGUUGUAUUCCAGAAGGAAAUUACCCACACACGUUACCCUCAGUUCCUGCAGAAACCUCAUAUGAUGAGGACUGGGAAGUUUUUGAUCCGUAUUUCUUCAUUAAGCAUGUGCCUCCGCUGACAGAAGAGCAGUUAACGCGAAAACCAGCGCUACCUUUAAAGACUCGCAGCACGCCAGAGUUUUCUCUCGUCUUAGAUCUGGAUGAAACGCUGGUUCACUGCAGCUUGAACGAGUUAGAAGACGCAGCACUGACAUUUCCUGUGCUUUUUCAGGAUGUAAUAUACCAGGUGUAUGUUCGGUUGAGACCCUUUUUCCGGGAAUUUCUUGAGCGCAUGUCUCAAAAAUACGAGAUUAUUCUCUUCACGGCUUCAAAGAAAGUCUACGCCGACAAGUUGCUCAACAUCCUGGACCCAAGAAAACAGCUGGUCAGACACAGGCUAUUUCGUGAGCACUGUGUGUGUGUCCAAGGCAACUAUAUUAAAGACCUUAACAUCCUUGGACGUGACCUUUCCAAGACGAUAAUAAUCGACAACUCACCCCAAGCCUUUGCUUAUCAGCUUUCCAACGGAAUUCCUAUAGAGAGCUGGUUUGUGGAUAGAAAUGACAAUGAACUUCUAAAGCUUGUUCCUUUCCUCGAGAAGCUUGUGGAGCUGAAUGAAGAUGUUAGACCACACAUCCGAGAAAGGUAUCGUUUGCACGACCUUCUUCCUCCAGACUGAGGACUACGUGUUCGUCUGUCACUUCAAAUGGUCUCAAAAAUGGGGGGGGGUUACCCUGAGAAGGCUAUAAUUUAAAUGGGAUUUGUUUGCAUAAAAAAAAACCAUUGUUGUCACAAUAAUUUUUAUUUCAUGAAAAAAAAGAAAGAAAUUCAUGUUUGAAUCAAAAGAGAAAAGUCCUGGAUGUUUUUAAACUAUUGCACUCGAACCCGCCUCAGAACAAACUGACCUGCUCGCCGCAGCAGGGUUUUUUGCGCUCGCUUCUCUUUAGUGUGACCUUGAAGUCGUUGUCCUGGAUGGUUUGGAACCAUUUUGGAUUGACAUAACUGAAUGUCAUGCAGUGUUUUAUGGACCUUGUUGGCUUCAGCCUGACCUUGAGCAGCCUAUCAAACCUGUAUAAUAUUCACUCUAUUUACCUGUAAAUAAUAUGUAUAUAUAUUUUUUUUCCUUCAAGGUUUUUAAGUCGUUUUAUUUUCACUUCAGAUUUAGUAUGUAUUCUUUAAUUUUUUUUUUGGUUUCUUUUAUAUAUUAUAAAAAAAACAAGUUAUUGUGUUUUGUUUGAAGUUGUUGAUAAACUGCUGCUUUUAUGUUGUAUGCCUGCAUUUUUCCUGUGAUGCUUUUAUUCCAUUACAUGCAGUCGUCUGUAAUAAGGUGCAGUUUAAAAAAAAAAAAAUGUAUCUUUGGGAGGAAAAUGUUUCUGAAAUAAUAUUUUAAAACUAUGUAUUGUAAACUAGAUUAGGGUCUCAUCUGAAUACAAGCCAUACUGGCAAACAAUAAUUUUGGAAAUUUGUAUUUAAGAGUCCAUUUCUGAUUUCAAUAUCUUGGUCCCCUUUGAUGAUGAUGACGGGUGGUGGUGGUGGUGGUGGGAGGGGUUCAGGCAUCUUGCACUUUGACAUCCAGCUCUUUGUAAGUUCAUGUAAAACCUUGUCACUUUUCUACACUGGUGUGUAUCACCUCAAUUUGGUAUGUGGUUAGGGAAAGAAAAAACAAUGGAAUUGUAGCACCAGCAAAUUGCCAACAUGUUUGCUUUCAAAUCUUGUUUUCCAAGAUGUCCUGUAUGUUGGAUCUUAAUGACGUAGGAGUCGCAAGUUUUAUUGACAAUUGAAUGAAUCACUCCUGUUGUACUCAGUGUUACUCAAUGGUUUCCUUGAAAAUAAAUACGUUUUUAUACGA